This is a messenger RNA of Physcomitrium patens, 2801 nucleotides long. RefSeq lists its product as uncharacterized. Lineage: Eukaryota; Viridiplantae; Streptophyta; Bryopsida; Funariales; Funariaceae. The record is from RefSeq and is a predicted model, not a curated record.
UCAUUCUUUGGCUCAGAAACAGGCUCACUGUCUCUAGGUUUUUGCGGAGGUUUCGUUUGGGGUGGUCACGAGCAUUUCUUCCGCAGAGGAUGAAGAGCAGUUGAUGGAAGAAGUGCGCGAGGUGUUCACAGCAAGUUGUGAGGAUCAUUGCCAUCCUAGGGGACGCCAUGUCGUUCAUGAAGGGAGACUUGCUCUCGAAGACGCGGAAGCUGAUGAAGGGCGGAAUUAUUGCCAGGCCUCGCUGGUUCGAUGCUGUCAUGAGGUGCCCGUCCACGACGAACUUGACCGAUGCCAUUAGGGUUUAUGUGCCGAGAGUUUAAAACACUGCGCCCAGGCUUCCUUCGUUUUUUUGUUUUUUUUGUUGAGUCAGCAUGGAAAAUCAAGAUAGCCGGUCUUCUAGAAAAGAUGGAAAGGGGCGCAAGGAGAAGUAUUCAAGUGAUUUGAGUGAUGAUUAUAUGGAUAGGAAGCGGAGUUCCUCAAGGAAAGAUGAAGAGCGUCGCAAGAAGAAGUACGAGAGUGACUCAAGUGAUGAGUCCCUCGAUAGCAGGGAUAGCAGAGAUACCAGGGGAAGGAGUUCCUCUAGGAAAGAUAAAAAACGGCAGAAGAAGAAGAAGACGAAGUAUGAAAGCGACGUCAGUGAUUUAUCUCAAGAUAGCAGAGGGAGGAGCUCCUCAAGGAAGGAUAGAAAGCGAGAAAAAGAUCGCAAAGAACGGAAGAAGCUUAGGAAGGAGAGAAGGAAGGAUAAGGAGCGAAGACGCAACAAGGAUAAUGCAAGGGACGUGUCUUCAGAUUCAGAUGUUGAUGUUGCGUCGAAACCAGAGGACAUUGUAAAGGAGAUCUACACAAAUUUUCCAGUUGAAGCAAAGGAUCUUGGUCAGCUAAUGGAGAUGAUGGAUAGUGGCCAAGCCGUUGACAUCAGUGGAUUGCCAAACAAAGGACUUGUUUUACUCCUCAAGAAGCUGUUUUCAGCAUUGAACCUAACUUUCUCGCAAGGGACUUAUUUAAUACCCAAAGACGCAGAACCAACGAUGGAACGUUUGGCCCCAAUUUUCAAAGAACUCUCCGCAGCAACUCCUGCUACGCCUGCAGAAACAAGAGCAGAUUUGGAGACCCCUGCCACUCUAGAUAAUGGGCCAGGUCCUGUGGAAGUAAAGCGCAGGGUCAUGGGUCCAGCGAUGCCUUCAGCUGAAACGUUAGCAGCCGCUGCACGACUUACAGAAGCUGAGGCUCGUCUCAGGGAGGCAGAGUUGGAACUAGAGAAUGAUCCAUUGAUUGGACCUGCUCCUCCAACAGUGGUGGCAGAGGCUGCUUCUGCCAAUGAAGCUGAGCGAUUCGAAGAGGUAUCCAGAAUGCUUUCUCGUGAAGUGAAAAACGCAUACGAUGUAUUGGGCGUAAAGGCAGAUGUUGAACCCACUGUUCUGAAGAAAAAGUAUUGGAAAUUGUCUUUACUGGUACAUCCUGAUAAGUGUCCACAUCCACAAGCGCACGAGGCCUUUAUGGCACUAAACAAGGCAUUUAAAGAUCUUCAGGAUCCCACAAAGAAAGCUGAGAUUGACCGCAAAGUUGCUGAGGAACGGGCUCGCGAAGAAUUUGCGGCUGAACUGCAGGCAAAACGUGAGGCUGCUCAAUGGAGACGUCUUCGAGGAGAGGAAGAAGAGGGUGAUGACGAGCUGCUGAGAGGUCCUCAGGAGGUGGCCAGAGAUGAAUGGAUGACAAAACUUCCACCUGAGAGACAGGCUGGUGGACCUCCUGCUCAGCAUAAUACCUUCUUCAGCAAAUCUGAAAAAAGUGGCCGUGGAGACACAAGCGCUUGGACUGAUACGCCAGCGGACAAAGCUCUGAAGGCAAAAAUGCAGUAUUUGGAAGCAUAUAAGCAAGCUGCUCUCACAAAUGGUCCCACUGACGAGCUUGAAGAACGCGAGAAAGAGAGAGCAGCAAAGGAGGCACAACUUAUGGACUCAUAUAACUCAAACAAAAGGUCUAUAUCGCUUGUGGAGAAGCACAAGGCUGAGAGGUCAGCAGGUAGCAAGAAGAAAAGCAAGAAGACUGAUAAAGUAGGGGUCGUAUCUCGGAGAGAAAGUGAAAAAGAGCCAGAAUGGAAGCAGAAUCACCCUUGGAAACCGUGGGAUCGAGAGAAAGAUUUAGCAGCGGGAAGGAAAUCCGUAAACUUGGACCCCAAGAAUUUCAAGGCAGAACUAUCAUCUAGGUUUGGGGGUUUCACUGACAAUGAGCCAAGAAAGUUUUUGUAGGAUUCAAACCUCAACAAAUCGAGAUUUAAGAGUUGGUUUAUUCAAAAAAUGCCUGUACAGGUGCUUGCAGAAUCAAUUGAAUUUAUCGGAGCUGAUAUCGUGUUGCUGCCUUUCCUGUGCAAUUCAUCCAAACGAUGACAAAGUGUGUUGCGCUUGCUCUUCAACGACGUUGCGGCCACUUGAUUUGGUUCUACUUCGGAUGUUGUAUUAAUUGUGGAGAGCAAGAUGAGACUUGUGCAUAGGUUAGUAUUCAGCUUUAGCUAUCCUGGACGUUCCCACUUGGAGUCGCAGCUGGGCAUCUUGCAGGUCUAAGUUUCUGGUAAUUUUAAGGGAAAAUAUUAUAUAUAGCCCUCAAAUAUGUCGAAAUAUCAAGAAUACCUUAUAUUCUUGAUAAUAGUUUAUAUAUCCUUAGAAUUGUUUACAAUAGCACACGGACCCUCCCUAGAAUUGUUGAUAUAGCACACAUAACCUCCACGUUGAUAAGGUGUUAGAAAUCUGACAAUCUCAUUAAUGUUUUUGUCUUCAUUUGGGCCCAAAUAGUGGUUUUUGUGA